GUUUCUGGAAUGAUUAUGGAAGAUCCACGACUUUGGGUUCAAGCCUUACCGACAACGUAAUGAAUCCUGCGAGCUUUAACAUUAGUUUAAAGAAUAGUACGAAAACUUCGAUGCUACUUCAUGAUGACUAUCUCUUUAUCGGAAUAUAAGAUGCCUUUUCUUUCCCUCUCAUUACAAUAUCUCUCACCAUCAUUCAACCUCAUCGACCAUCCAGAUUCACUUGACCUUCUUUCAUUCACUAGAAACUAAUUUAUUUACUUGACAGCUUCACUAUGCAGUUCUCUCUUCUCUUCCUCUCCCUCGUUGGAGCCGGAAAUGCCAUCCUCCUCCCCAAGCCAAGCGGUCCAUACGGCACUGCCCUUCGCAUCGAAGGCAUGACCGACAAAAGCCGCAUCGACCCCUAUGACCCCAAGAAAGGUCAUCGACAAGUCCUGGCCUCGAUCUUCUGGCCCGUCGACUCAGCUUCUUGCUCAAACAAGGUCGUUCCAUAUAUGCCGCCUGCUACAGCCAAGGCAUAUGGACAACAGGCAGAGCAGUUGGGUCUAUCGAAUGAUACCUUUGCAGCUCUUGAGUUCCAAGUCUGCAAAACUCCAGUUCCUCAGAAAGGAUGUGAAAGCGAGAAAAAGUCGUUCCCUGUUGCUGUCUUCUCGCCUGGCGCCGGCAAUUCCAGAUUGAUGUACAGCCUCAUGGCUCGGUCGCUGGCUAGUUAUGGAAAUGUCGUGGUUCUGAUUGAUCAUCCUUAUGAUCCUCCUGUUGUCGAGUUCCCGGAUGGAAAGAUUAUCCAGGGAGGGAACAUCCCUGAUGAUACUAAAUCUAAUCAGCAGCUUAGUUCGGUCAAGGCAAAAGAUAUCUCCUUCACCAUCUCAGAACUUCAACGUCCUACUUUCCAAAAGAGGGUCUUCAAGGGUCUUCCAGGCUCAAUCGACAACAAGAAGAUCGUUGCUCUCGGCCACUCCCUCGGCGGUGCCAGCUCAGCGGUAGCAAUCUUAUCAGACAACCGAAUCCGCGGCGGUAUGGACAUGGAUGGCCAGAUCUUCGAGCCAGCUCUCAGCAAAGGCCUGGACAAGCCAUUCUUUCUCAUCGGCCGUCCUAACCACAGCGCGGAGGACACUACCUGGAAGAAGUUCUACGCCAAGCUUCGAGGACCUAAGAAGGAGAUUGCUAUCAAGGGUACUGUUCAUGGGUCGUUCACUGAUUACCCUCAGCUCCUCAAGGCUCUCGAUUUGCCAGAGGCUGUUAUGAAGAUGGCGGCGCAACUUGUUGGAACAGUUGAUGCUUCAUAUCUUGAGAAGUUCCUUUCCAAGACUGUUGUGGACUAUAUGAAGAUUUGCUUUGCUUAUAAGGGCAAGAACUAG
Fusarium redolens is the source of this 1355-nucleotide messenger RNA. Its product is annotated as Alpha/Beta hydrolase protein. NCBI's taxonomy places the organism in Eukaryota, Fungi, Ascomycota, Sordariomycetes, Hypocreales, Nectriaceae. The record is from RefSeq and is a predicted model, not a curated record. The transcript has 2 exons. Gene Ontology annotation, molecular function: 1-alkyl-2-acetylglycerophosphocholine esterase activity. Bases 273 to 1355 code for a protein of 360 amino acids.